CGACAAUCGGAGUUAAAGUUGCUGCUGUUGCUAGCCGUCCAGAUUUAGGAGUUUGAAGAACAAGAAGAAAAAAUGUCUUACAGGGGAGGAGGGGGUCGAGGUGGAGGUUUUAACCGUGGUGGUGGCAGAGGAGGAUUUGGUGGUGGCAGAGGUGGUGGAUUUGGUGGAGGAGGCAGAGGUGGUGGAUUUGGACGAGGUGGUGGCAGAGGUGGUUUUAACAGACAGCAAGACUACGGACCUCCAGACCAUGUUGUUGCGGUGGGAGAGUUCAUGCAUCCGUGUGAAGAUGACAUCGUGUGUAAAUGUACAACAGACGAAAACAAAGUCCCCUACUUCAACGCCCCGGUAUACUUGGAAAACAAGGAGCAGAUAGGGAAGGUGGAUGAGAUAUUCGGCCAGCUGCGGGACUUUUACUUUUCAGUCAAACUUUCUGAUAAUAUGAAGGCGUCAUCGUUCAAGAAACUGCAGAAGUUCUACAUAGAUCCAAUGAAGCUCCUCCCGCUACAGAGGUUCCUCCCCAGGCCACCAGGAGAAAAGGGUCCACCACGAGGAGGCCGAGGGGGUAGAGGUGGAGGAAGAGGUGGUGGUGGUCGUGGAGGUGGAUUUCGAGGUGGAAGAGGCGGAGGCGGCAGGGGUGGAGGAUAUGGAGGUGGAUUUGGCGGUGGACGCGGUGGUGGACGUGGAGGAGGCUUCAGAGGAGGUGGAGGCGGGGGUCGUGGAUUCAGAGGUGGAAGGUGAUCUGAUGGUCGUGAUCUGGUGUGAUUCUCAUCUGAAUCUUCUGCUACACAAGAGAAGGUGGCGCUGCAUAGCAGAGCCUGGCUAGUUGGACUCAGAAUAAGAAAGUGGACAUUGCCGCUCUUGACUUUUGAGUGUUUUUUUAUUUUAUUUUACAAGUUUUGAAUGAUUGAUGGAUCUUGAAUUUUAUUUAAAAGGUUCAUAUGUAUGCUUGAGUGUAACAAAGCGGGAACAAUUCAGCCUGUUGACGAUGUGGAUUCCCUUGUAAACAGGCUGUGAACAUCCUGUGCUGUCUGUGUUAGUGUGGCCCUGAUAAAUGUUUGUACUUCAAUUAGAACAUACAAACCUCCAUGUUUUACUUUUGUCAGAUAUGGAAACAUGGGGAAAUCAGACCGUAUAUACUUUCUUAGCUAAAGAUUUGAAUACUCAUAAUGUGUAAAAAUCACGGGAGCAGAAUAUUGUCUCAUUUUUGUUAACAACCUUUAAUUAAAAGGUGCUUUGUAAAUGUG
Messenger RNA from Scomber japonicus (chub mackerel), 1244 nucleotides. It is a transcript of the gene gar1, whose product is annotated as GAR1 homolog, ribonucleoprotein. Bases 73 to 738 code for a protein of 221 amino acids. Lineage: Eukaryota; Metazoa; Chordata; Actinopteri; Scombriformes; Scombridae. Gene Ontology annotation, biological process: snoRNA guided rRNA pseudouridine synthesis; ribosome biogenesis. Gene Ontology annotation, molecular function: box H/ACA snoRNA binding. Gene Ontology annotation, cellular component: box H/ACA snoRNP complex. The record is from RefSeq and is a predicted model, not a curated record. The transcript has 7 exons.